Messenger RNA from Dentiscutata erythropus, 3171 nucleotides. Lineage: Eukaryota; Fungi; Glomeromycota; Glomeromycetes; Diversisporales; Gigasporaceae. The record is from the annotation of a GenBank genome assembly.
AUGGGGGAGCAGACAGGUUUAAGCUCCACACCAGCAACAAGCCAGGUGCAGCCAGAUCCAAAAAACAUGCCGGAAACGGCUUUUGUAAUUGCAUUUUGUGUUAAGUUCAUGGAAGCCCUUAAUAAAAUUUAUUUCUGGCCAGAGGAGCUAGAUGAAGCAUUAAGCAGUAAUGAAGAAAGUUUAUUGCUUGAAAAAUUACAUCGUCUUUUUAUGAGAAACUUGUUAAAUUUAAAAGCCUUACCCGAAAAGAGACAUUGGAUGAAAAAGUUGUCUGAUAUUAUAUCAGACAAGAUCGAAAAUCAAGAAGAUUUUUAUCUUGAUCACAACCCUUUGAAACGCGUAAAUGACAAUUAUUAUGCACUUGGUGUCCGUGACAAGGUAAUGAUUCUGCAAUACCUCGUCAGUUGGCAACUGGUGGGCUCUAAUAAAAUAAGAGAGCUUAUACAAGAACAACACAAAGGAGUAUCGGAAGAGGAAAUUAAACCACUGGAAGUAGAAGUCCUUGGUGAAGACACUAAAGAGUCAAAGUAUUAUUAUCUUGGUAUUGGUGCUAGAAUUUAUCGUGAAACGCUGGUCCACGAAUCCGAAAACUCGUCUUUGCCACAUAUAAAAUGGGAAGCCAUAUCAACUACUAUUGAUGAUCUCAAAAAUUUUGCGUCUGAUCGUGAUGAAAUAGAUCCAAGUAGGUCUGAAAAAGAGAAAUUAUUGUAUACGAAAAUAGUUAAUCAGGUUAUUCCCUAUCUUGAAGAAGUAGCAAAGGACAAAGACCGAGAGAUGGAAGAGAAAAAGCGGAAAGCUUCAGAACGACAAGCACAAAAAGAAGUUGAAAGGAUUAGACAGCUUAAAAUCAUUGAGCAAAUGCACAAUAAUGUAGAGAUUUUACCUACAAGGACGCGUGUUCGAAAACCACAAGCUACUCCUACUACUGUUACAAAUAUUUCAAACAUUGAAGUUCAUGAUAGUCAAUCCAUCGUUAAUGCAGCUAAAGAUAUCUCAAAUACACUUAAUUCAGAAAUUAGUGAUAACAUGAAUUCAUUGAAUAAAAAAGAUGGUGAGGAUGUAUCAAAUACACCUGCUAAAGAAAGUAAUCAUGAUACAUUGGAUACAUAUAACAAUGAUAGCAUGGACACUCCGAGCGCAAAUAAUAAUAAGAAUGACAAAAUUAUUUUGAGUAAACCUAGGAAAAACAAUAAAGAUAAGACUAGUAAGCCUAAGAAAAGUAGUAAAGGUGGCUCUGAUGAAGCUAAAAAAGGGAGCAAUGUCCGCAAACAUUCUAAGUUGGCUAAAAAACCUGCUCCAAUUGAUACAACAAUAAUCGAAAAUAUACCCACAGCUUAUGCUAAUCAUAGCGUAAGUAGUCACGAAAAUAUACGUCCAAAUCAAGACGUUCUUACAGGUGAUUCGUCAGUAGUUGAAAAUGCUACUUACGAACAUCAUGAUCAUGAACAUCACGAACAUGGUCCUCACAAUCUUAACAAUAUUGUUAUAUCUGAGAAGAGAGCUUUUGUCAGUGAUACUACAAUUUCUUCAUCAAGUCCAAGUAAAGCUGUUAUAUGCAUUGGAAAUCAACCGAUUGAUAAUGUUAAUGCGAAUAGUUCACUCAAAAUCGUAAAUAAAGGCCGUGGUCGUCCUAGAAAAGAGAAGAAUGCUGCCAGAGCUCCAUAUACAAAGGGAGGUAGAGGCCGUGGGCGCCAAAGAAGAUCUGUUGCCGCAGAUGUAUCUGGUCAGGAUUUAGGGAUCAACAAAAAGGGCGUGCCUGGGGAGAUCACUUUUAGUAUUUCAAAUAACGAAGGCGUUCAACCUUGGGAUAGUGCAUCUCAAGCCAUCUUAAAUAACACCAUAUCAACUACAACGAUCAAUGAUAUUAUUCCAAAUCCUAGUUCUGAUACUGGUGAUAAACAGUUAGGCGUCCCUCCUCAAAAUCUCAAUAUAUCUGGAUUUAAUCAGUCUCCGAACGUAACCGGUAUCGCAAUUCAGACUAAUGUUGCUUCUUCUAACAUUGAUGACAAUGGUGCAAGUUCCGGAGAAGCAAUUGAUAAUUCGCAAAAUAUAAAUCAUUCUUCUAAUGAUAAUUCUAUAACACCCGCCUUCAACACACCAAGCAUUGAAACGAUUGCCGACGAAGUUCGUUUAAAAUCAUCAAAAAUGACAUUAGAUAACUUAUUAACUUACGAGCCUAAUAGCGGAGCUUUACAUUCUGAAUUUCUUUCUAAUGGCAAUCAAACUUUUACACCGACAACAAAUGUUCCACAAAAUAAGGGCACAUCUGAAAUUGAUCAUUCAGAGCACCCUUUAAUAACUAAAAUAGUAUCACUGAUUACUCCAGUAGAAACUGAUACCGAAAUCACAAAAGUAGUGGAGAAUAAUUCAGUUGAUAAUGAUGAAUCUAAUGAAUCGGAAGAACAUAAUGUUAGUUCAGAUACGAAUUUUUGGAGGACAUCUGUUGCAUCUCUCCUUAAUAACGAAAAAAUUCGAGAUAAUAACGAUAUUGGAUUAACGGUUCCAAAUGGAAGUACGGACCACCUAUCAGUAACAAGACCUUCGGUUAAUUCAAAUAUUCAACCUGAAAAAUUAAGUAUAGAUACCAAUAUCAUCGAUAAACAGGCAGCUAAGAGACAUCAAACGCGAUCAACACGUCCUAAUUCUCAAGCCAAAAUCGUUGAGUCGACUAAUACAUCAAAUAUCGACACUGUUGAUCAAUCUAUUUCUGAUAACAAGAAGCGGAGACAACCUAGCGAUGAUCUUUGGUAUGAACGACCAUUAACUCGGAAUCAAGCAAAAGCAGCGGCUAUGAAUGACACUAGAUUAAUUGACACAGUCAAUGGAACGAAACGUAAACAAGAUGAUCGUCAACAAAAUGAUGAGUUGCCGGAACGCCCUCAAAAGAGAAAAAGACGUUUUUUAACCGAAACAGACAUUGAUGAUUCGAUUGGCAUCUUUGUAGCUGUUGAUUCAAAGGGCAAUAUUGAUGUCAUUAAUAACAGAGAAUUUUUAUCUCAAUCUCCUGAAGGGGAUACGGAGAAACAUAUAUAUUUUCAACCUGGUCCUGUUGGAUUUCUUAAACUCGAUACGUCUUUGAAACAUUCAUUCUUUCAAGAAGAUGAAUUAUUUGGCGAGACUGAUAGCGAAUUAUCAAGCUGUGGAUCAGUUUCAUCGAUUGAUACGGACUAA